GUACAAGUAACUGUGGUUUUUGCUGCCAUGUGGUAGCUUAUCAAGGGCAAAACCUCUAUUACCCUGGUGGAUUUAGAACAGAUCAUGCGUAGAGGAGUUGUGCAGACCAACAAACCUCAAGAACAAAUUUGGAAGGCAACACAGGUGGACUAACCAAGGAAAUAUUAUCUCGAUUAUAACUCUACACCAAUGAUGCAAGCAAAGCAACCAACUAAAUUAAAGAAAAAAAGCAUGUCAUUGUCAUAAUCAAGAUUGUUGAGAAAAAAUCAAUGGAAGCAAAUAAAUAAUCUUCCUAAUCUGUUUUUUAUAUUCCCAGAAGUCUUAACUGGAUGGUAAUUACAUCCAAUUGACGUUACAAUGCUGCGCAAUAAAACCCACAAACCAAUUCUUUUCCUGUGCAAUAAAGCCUGCCGUGCCUGCUACAAGGAAAAAAAAAAAAAAAGAGGAAGAACUCAACAUUCUUCUUCUUCAUCAUCAUCUCUGACAUAGAAAAAUGGGUUCUCAGAUCUCUAAACAGAUUGAAAAGCGUAAAGAAAUCUUAACUGAGAAGAAGGUUUUGGUUGAUCUUGAGGAAAGCUCUGGAGAAACAUAUCCAGGUUCUGAUGAUCGUCCAUCAGACAGGAAGAAUUGGAUGGCUGGGUUCAACCCUGAGAAACUUCACAUAAACCAAAUUGUAUGGCCUGGAACCCAUGAUUCUGCUACUAAUAGGAUUGGCAUCCCAUUGAUCACUCGUCCUUUCGUUCAAUGUCAGUCUUUGUCCAUCUACCGUCAGCUUUGUGUAGGAACCAGAGUUUUUGAUAUUCGGGUUCAGGAAGACCGUCGGGUCUGCCAUGGAAUCCUGACAACAUAUAGUGUUGAUGUUGUUAUUCGACACCUCAAGAAAUUCCUGUUAGAAACUGAGUCAGAGGUCGUAAUUCUUGAGAUCAGGACGGAGUUUGGCCAAGAGGAUCCUCCAGAGUUUGACAAGUACUUGGAGGAACAGCUUGGAGAAUACCUGAUCCAUCAGGACGAUAGUGUUUUUGGCAAAACAAUUGCGGAAUUGUUACCGAAGAGGGUAAUCUGUGUAUGGAAGCCAAGGAAAUCACCAGCUCCGAAACAUGGAAGCCCGUUGUGGAGUGCUGGUUAUUUGAAAGACAAUUGGAUUGACACAGAUUUGCCAUCAACAAAAUUUGAAAGCAACAUGAAGUAUUUGAGUGAACAGCCACCGGUUUCAUCAAGGAAAUACUUUUACAGAGUGGAGAAUACUGUUACACCACAAGCAGAUAACCCAAUUGUAUGUGUUAAACCUGUGACCAACCGGAUUCAUGGAUAUGCUAGGUUGUUCAUAGCACAGUGUUUCUCAAAGGGAUGUUCUGAUAAGUUGCAGAUCUUCUCCACUGAUUUUAUUGAUGAGGAUUUUGUCGAUGCAUGUGUUGGAUUGACACGGGCAAGGGUUGAAGGCCUGCCCACUCUGGGAAUAUGCUGAUACUUGUAAUGUGAUGGAUUGAGCUGGAUUGUCACUGUUAUUGCCCAAUCACAACUUCCCAUGUAGAAAACUACUUUGUAAAAUGAUGAAAUUUAAAGAGUUUUCAAAUCGAAAAGGAAAACAAGCUAUUAUAGAAACCACCACUUUACAAGGUGUUUGUUGGUUGACAUGUUAAGCAGGUUUGGUCCACUUGCUAUCGCCACAAGUUCUUAUUCAAACUGAAACUGUAUGAAAACUUUUCAUGAAUGCACACCACUUCUAGCAUAGACGAUUUGCCUAA
This is a messenger RNA of Populus euphratica (Euphrates poplar), 1745 nucleotides long. RefSeq names its product PI-PLC X-box domain-containing protein DDB_G0293730-like. Gene Ontology annotation, biological process: lipid metabolic process. The record is from RefSeq and is a predicted model, not a curated record. Bases 494 to 1465 code for a protein of 323 amino acids. Gene Ontology annotation, molecular function: phosphoric diester hydrolase activity. The transcript is spliced from 2 exons. NCBI's taxonomy places the organism in Eukaryota, Viridiplantae, Streptophyta, Magnoliopsida, Malpighiales, Salicaceae.